Molecule: messenger RNA, 1614 nt
Organism: Rubroshorea leprosula
Lineage: Eukaryota; Viridiplantae; Streptophyta; Magnoliopsida; Malvales; Dipterocarpaceae
Source: the annotation of a GenBank genome assembly
UUCUCAGAGUAAAAACCCCAGCUCUUUUUCUCGCACCAUAACCAUGAAAAUCCUUCUCUUUUCUGUAGCCAUCCUCUGUUUUUCCCUAUCCCAGGGGCUGAACCAGAACCCCAAGUGUGAGAUCCAAGACCAAGGCUCAACCCUCCAAGUGUUUCACAUCUAUAGUCCAUGCUCGCCCUUUAGGCCUUCCAAGCCACUCUCAUGGGAAGAGAGCGUUCUCCAGAUGCAGACCAAGGACCAGGCCAGGCUCCAGUACCUGUCCAGCCUGGUGGCCAAGAAGUCUGUUGUACCAAUUGCUUCAGGCAGGCAGAUAAUCCAGAGUCCUACUUACAUUAUCAAGGCCGAGAUUGGAACCCCACCCCAGACAAUGCUCACGGCCAUGGAUAACAGCAAUGAUGCUGCCUGGAUCCCCUGCACUGGCUGCGUAGGCUGCUCCUCCACCGUCUUUGACAUUGCCAGGUCCACCACUUUCAAGCCCCUCGGCUGCCAAUCUCCUGAAUGCAAGCAGGUGCCUAACCCCACUUGCGGUGGCGCCUCCUGCAGCUUCAACGUGACCUAUGGCAGUUCCACCAUUGCAGCAAACCUCUCACAGGAUACCAUUACCCUGGCCACCGACCCUGUACCUGGAUACACCUUUGGAUGCAUACAAAAGGCCACAGGCAGUUCAGUGCCUCCGCAGGGCUUGAUUGGUCUCGGCCGAGGGCCAUUAUCACUUUUGUCACAAACCCAAAGCCUGUACCAAUCUACAUUUUCGUAUUGCUUGCCCAAUUUUAGGUCUGUGAAUUUUUCUGGGUCAUUAAGACUUGGGCCAAUUGGACAGCCUAUGAGGAUCAAGUUCACUCCUUUGCUCAAAAACCCUAGAAGACCGUCGCUAUACUAUGUCAAUUUGGUCGGAAUUAGGGUCGGAAGGAAAAUCGUCGAUAUCCCACCUGCUGCUUUGGGUUUCGAUGCCACCACCGGGGCAGGCACCAUUAUUGAUUCCGGCACCGUCUUCACCCGACUGGUCGCGCCGGCGUAUACUGCGGUCCGCGACGAGUUCCGGAGGAGAAUCAAGAACGCAAACGUGACCUCCCUAGGUGGGUUCGACACCUGCUACUCAGUACCCAUCGUGGCACCGACGCUGACGUUCUUGUUCGCUGGAAUGAAUGUGACGCUGCCUCCGGACAACCUGCUAAUCCACAGCACCGCGGGCAGCAUAACGUGCCUGGCGAUGGCCUCGGCACCGGAAAACGUGAACUCGGUGCUGAAUGUGAUCGCCAACAUGCAACAGCAGAACCACAGAAUCCUCUUUGAUGUGCCCAACUCGAGGCUGGGCGUUGCCCGCGAGCUCUGCACCUAAAAGAUGGAUAGGAAGUAAAGGAAAAGCAGGGAAGUUAGAAUGGAACGGCGUCGUUUCAAAUGUUGUGUGGGUGACUUACUUGACUGUUGAACAGGUUGGGGUUAAGACCGUAGGAUUUGUCGCGGGUCACGCGGGUGCCCUGUACCUUUUUUUGUGCCCUUUUCUUCAUGGUAAAUGAUUGGGCUGUCCUUUGACUUGUGUCUUGGACUGUGACACGAGCCUCCAACAUUUUAUGUUUGUUGAUCUUAAUUAAUUAAUAAAAUAAUUUUUAUGUA